AUGGGAACUGUCAUAGCCGUUGAUUCCAUGCGUGUGCGCGUGUAUGCCAUUCUCUCUGACUCUCAUCAUCUCUCUUUUCCUUGGAGCCUUAUUUCUUCCUUUAGACGUCUUUUCCUCCGCAAGAUUGGCAAGAGCCCUUUUCCAUUUAUCAUUUAUUAUCGUUACUAUGAUUAUUUGAAGUUUCGCCUCGGGAGGCCGUUGAAUAGCGCCGUCUGCGAUGGUCCAAGGAGAUAUGCCGUGAGACAACUCUGGAAGUCGUCCUUGCGCGUGUGUCUGUGGUCACCGCAAAAGGCCUGCCGCACGCCACCGUGA
Molecule: messenger RNA, 312 nt
Organism: Trypanosoma conorhini
Lineage: Eukaryota; Euglenozoa; Kinetoplastea; Trypanosomatida; Trypanosomatidae
Exons: 1
Coding region: 1-312 (103 amino acids)
Source: RefSeq, a predicted model, not a curated record